CCUGUAUAUCUGAAUUUAAGAUUAACUGUGUGCAUGAAGAGAGCUCCGACUUAGUAAAAUCUCUACAGGUAGAUUUUGAACGGGCAGUGAAGCUAAAUCGUAUCGGUUUAGAAUUGAUGGGACUGUGGCCUAAGACCACACGACAAAACUCUCGAGAAAAGUUAAUGUGUAACUUACGCGUGCUCGUCAUAUUUCUCGUGAUAACAACCGGCAUUCUCAUUCCCGCCAUACAUUCGUUGAUAAUAACUCACUCGGAUCUCAUGCAAGUGGUUGAUAACUUACAAGUUACCGUGCCGACUGUCAACUGCGCAAUAAAAAUCGUGAUCUUUUGGUGGAAGAAGGAAGGUAGACUCCUAACUUUAAAUGGAUUUUUCUCAUACAGUGACGUUUAUAUAGUGAGUUUAAUUUAAUAAAACUAUUCAUAAAGUUUUGUUAUUCCUAUUAAAUAUUUUAUCUUCGAAGCUAUCGCAAAGAUAAUAAACAUGAUGACGGAGGAUUGGCUAAAAUCUAAAAGCACGAAAGAGAGAAACGCGAUGGUGAGAAGAGCUGAAAUCGCGCGCGUAAUUAUCGCGCUCGCGUAUUUUCUUAUGGGAUUGGCAUACAUCUUUGUUAUCGUUCUGCCAAUUUUUGGAAUCUCCAUAAGAUACCUGACGAAUAUUACCGAUCCAGGCAGACCGAUGCCGAUACAGACCCAUUAUAUGUAUGACGUAACGAAAACCCCGCAAUACGAGUUGACGUAUAUCGCGCAUUCCAUUUCUUUCUUCAUCGCUGUCACGUGUUAUGUGGGAAUCGAUAAUUUUUUUGGGCUGAUUGUGUUUCAUAUCUGCGGUCAGUUGGACAUCCUCAGGUAUCGUCUCCUUUGCACGGAUAAAUUCGCAAAUUUUCACACAAUUUUAAAGAGCUGUGUGAUGGAUCACAUGCGAUUGCUGAGGGCCAUUGCAAUUGUAGAAGAUAUAUAUAAUGUAAUACUCUUGACAUUAUUUCUAUGUUUUGGUAUCUUAUUCGCAUUCUAUGGAUUUCUUAUAAUUAGCUUGCUUACAAAAGGGAAUGAUGUAUCGAUCACUCGCUUGGCAUAUCUCAUAAGCAAUGUAAUUAAUAUAUUUGCUCAUAUGUGCCUUCACUGCGCUAUCGGUGAGAUUCUAAUGGCCCAAUGCGAUAGAAUUUAUUACGCAGUCUACAAUCAAGAGUGGUAUAUUUUGGAAUCAAAUGAAGCGCGAGAUUUGAUUCCUGUAAUAAUUAAAAGCAGAAAGCCAGUUUAUCUCACCGCGGGGAAGAUCUUUCCCAUAACAAUGGCUACAUUUUGCAGUGUAAGAUAGACUAAGUUUCAGUUAAAGGAAUCAAGGUUGAUACAAUUAUAUAUCAUUUUGCAAUAAAAAUUAAAUUAUAAUAUAUUUACUUAAUGCUUUAUAUGCAAUUUUGUCUUCACUGACUUUUGUUAUAAAUGUACUAGCCGAUGAAUUAAAAAUUUUUAUUAAUUAUUGAUAAAAAAAUAUACAAAAAUAGCAAGAUUACUUUUAUAAAGUUACAAUAAGGAUAUUAUUUGAACAAAUCAUUUUUGUAUCAAGAUAUUCUGGUGACAUUUAUAUAUAUUGUCAAGGAACACUAUUAUGAUAUAUUUUAUCUUUCAGCUAAUAAAGACAUCGGCUGGUUACGUAUCUGUUCUACUAUGUCAGUUUGAAGAUUGAGAUAUAUACAAAGUGAUUCUGAUAUUACGAAGUAAAUUGUAAAUUAUAAAUAUAUAUAUAAUUGAAGA
Molecule: messenger RNA, 1753 nt
Organism: Formica exsecta
Lineage: Eukaryota; Metazoa; Arthropoda; Insecta; Hymenoptera; Formicidae
Product: odorant receptor Or2-like
Exons: 4
Coding region: 483-1316 (277 amino acids)
Biological process (GO): detection of chemical stimulus involved in sensory perception of smell; sensory perception of smell
Cellular component (GO): plasma membrane
Molecular function (GO): odorant binding; olfactory receptor activity
Source: RefSeq, a predicted model, not a curated record